Messenger RNA from Brassicogethes aeneus, 1436 nucleotides. The record is from the annotation of a GenBank genome assembly. Lineage: Eukaryota; Metazoa; Arthropoda; Insecta; Coleoptera; Nitidulidae.
GUCAAAAACCUGUCAAAAGUAUGUAACUAACAAAAAUCCACAGUAUGUUAUUUCUGGGCUGGGUAAUUACAAGUUUAUUCAUUUUUUCGUCUCAUCCGCAAAGGUACAACUCCCACGAAUACAUUUUCGAGCUAACAGACCAAAAUUUCAACGAAAAAAUUAAAAGUUUUCAACAAACAUUGGUAAUCUUCUACAAAAACCAUGAAGAUCUGUUAAAAUUUUUAAAAGCUGAACCAGAAAAUCACUAUGGGAUAGAAAAUGAGGAUCCUGUAUAUUUAGUUUACCUGGAUUGUAAUGAUUUUGGAAAAAAUGUAUGUGCGAAAUAUGGGGUUACCGAAAAUGUGGAAGUCAAAAUAUUUGAAGAAGGAAUACAUAAAAUUGAUUACACAGGUCCGCUAUCUAAAAAUUUGGCUGUAAAAUACCUAAGAAACCUCAACAAACCAAACUACGUAGAACUAAAAAACCAAAAGGAUAUAGAAAAUUUUAUGUUAAACCAAGAAAACAUGUUUAUACUUGGAUAUUUCACUUCCAAUACAAACCUCCGAAAUGCUUUCCUGGAUGUCGCAAACGAUCUAAAACAUAUCUACAACUUUGCCUUAAUAACAAAAUUUGAUUACUCCAACAGGGAUAAAAUAGUUCUGCAGAAACCAUUGCAUCUGCAGAACAAAUUUGAACCUGCUAGUGUAACGUAUCAAGGCAAGUCAAAUAAAAAAGACAUAACCAAUUUUAUCGAGAAAAACAAACAUGGUUUGGUUGUUCUGAGUAAUGAUUAUUCCACAAUAAUAUAUCCCCUAGCAAUUGUAUAUUUUGACGUCGACUUGAAAAAUCCACAAAUACUGAACUACUGCAGGAAUAGAGUCCUGCAAGUCGCCUAUAAGUUUAUAAACAAAACCAAUUUCGCCAUAAGCCCAAGAAUAGAUUUCAAAAAGAACGUGACGUAUCCUCACGUAAUUCUCAAAGUUUCUGAGAGUAAAAUUUUCGAGAUGGUGGAGAAAUUUACUUCGGAAAAUUUGGAACAAUUCCUUAACAACAUUUUGAGUAAUGCAUUGGUAAAAAGUGAGGAAGUUCCCAAAGAUAAUGGUGACAUUUUGGUUACAACAGUGGCUAAAAAUUUUAUAGAGGUAGUACUUAAAUCACCAAAAAAUGUAUUCUUGAUACUUUACAACUCCAAGCAAAACAUAGACAGCGAUUUAUUUACAUCAUGCGAAGAUGCGGCAACGAUUUUUCAAGAUGAAUUGAUAGUGACAAAAAUGGACGUUUCGAAAAACCAAAUUUUGGGACCUUUUGAAUUUUACACCAACCCAACUAUGUUUUGGAUUUCGAAAAAUAAAAAUUCCAAGCCGGAGUUGUAUAACCCUGAAAUGUUUUCGAGUGGUAGAUUUAUAAAAUUUGUUGAGAACAAAAUAUUAAGUAAAUAUAAUAAAGAUGAAGUAUAG